GGCUGGAAAAGAAAUUACCAGCCGCCAAAGUAUUCCUGACUCCGUCUGGCACGGCCGCCCUCGAUUUGGCGGCAUUGGUCCUGAACAUCCAACCGGGAGAUGAAGUCAUUGUCCCUAGCUAUACCUAUGUUUCUACCGCAAAUGCCUUCCUACUUCGUGGGGCCUCGCUGGUGUUUGUGGACAUUGUGCCCGAGACCAUGAACAUGGACAUGGAAAAGCUCCAGGAUGCGAUCACUGACAAGACCCGUGCAAUCGUCCCGGUUCACUAUGCCGGUGUCGCUUGCGACAUGGACGCUCUUUUGCACAUCGCCAACAAACGCGGGAUCUAUGUUGUGGAAGACGCGGCGCAGGGUUUGUUCUCAACCUACAAAGGUCGUGCGCUGGGCACAAUUGGUCACAUCGGGUGUUUCAGCUUCCAUGAGAGCAAGAAUGUGACAGCAGGCGGACAAGGUGGCGCGAUACUCAUUAAUGACCCUGGCCUUGUCGAGCAAGCGGAAAUUAUCAAAGAUAAAGGCACCAACCGCCAAAGGUUCCUGCGAGGGGAAGUCGCCCACUAUACCUGGCAGCAGGCUGGGGCGAGCUAUACCCUCAGCGAGAUACAGGCGGCCUACCUUUGGGGCCAGCUGGAAGCGUCUGAUCGGAUACAAAACCAACGUUUGGAGAUAUGGAAUUUCUACUACGGGGAAUUAUCUAAGCUAGGCAAUGAAGUACCCAUUGCUCUCCCUUUGGUACCAUCUUACUGCCAACACAAUGCACAUAUAUUCUUUAUUAGAGUAAAGGAUGGAGAGCAGCGGAGAGAUUUCAUUACCGCGAUGAAAGAGGCAGGAAUAACAGUUCUCGCCCAUUACAGCCCUUUACACUCGACGGUCCCCGGCGCCCAAGGUCGGCACGUCCUUGACCGACAGGACUUUGCGACUCGGGAAAGUGAGAGGUUAGUUCGCCUUCCGAUCUUCUAUACGAUGACUAUGGAGCAAGCACGGAAGGUGAUUGAAACAAUCAAGUGGUAUUUUAUGAGACGAUUGACCCAUAUAUAAAGACGCAGCGAAUUGAG
This is a messenger RNA of Aspergillus caelatus, 1051 nucleotides long. RefSeq names its product pyridoxal phosphate-dependent transferase. The transcript has a single exon. Gene Ontology annotation, biological process: polysaccharide biosynthetic process. Gene Ontology annotation, molecular function: dTDP-4-amino-4,6-dideoxygalactose:2-oxoglutarate transaminase activity; pyridoxal phosphate binding. The record is from RefSeq and is a predicted model, not a curated record. Bases 198 to 1034 code for a protein of 278 amino acids. Lineage: Eukaryota; Fungi; Ascomycota; Eurotiomycetes; Eurotiales; Aspergillaceae.